This is a messenger RNA of Pyrus x bretschneideri (Chinese white pear), 3363 nucleotides long. Its product is annotated as disease resistance protein RPM1. Bases 266 to 3124 code for a protein of 952 amino acids. Gene Ontology annotation, molecular function: ADP binding. NCBI's taxonomy places the organism in Eukaryota, Viridiplantae, Streptophyta, Magnoliopsida, Rosales, Rosaceae. The record is from RefSeq and is a predicted model, not a curated record. The transcript is spliced from 2 exons. Gene Ontology annotation, biological process: defense response to other organism.
GCUUCACCACAGGUUCUUGUGGACCAAAUCGCUCAAAACGUCUGCGUCAGUUUAAUUUUAUAGACAUCUUGAUCCAUCAGAACCUGUGGUGAAGCAUUUGCAGUAAAGUCAGUUGCAGUUUCUUUCAUUAAAUUUAGUUGUUGCUUGUCCAAGUGGGAAACGCGGAGGGCUUCUUGCCUAUUUAGCACGACAAUCAAACUACCUAAAGAGGGACUGCAAAGCAAUGAAAAAAACCAUGAUGAGUGGAUAACAAGUUAGUGAGAGAAUGGCAGAGAGUGCGGUCAACUUUGUGCUCGACAAGAUCAAACCGUUUUUUGAAAAUGGGGUUCAACUGCUCAGAGGGGUUCGAGCAGAACUUGUGUACCUCAAAGGGGAAUUGGAGCGCAUGAGGGCCUUACUGAGGGAUGCCGAUGCAAUGGAAGAAAGUGACGAGGAGCUCAAAGUAUGGGUUAAGCAAGUGCGAAAUGUUGCUUAUGACGCAGAAGAUCUUCUCGAUGAAUUUGCGAUUCUCCAACCUUAUAACAGUCAAAGCGUCCAGAUGUACUGUCCGUACUAUAGGCUUUGUGGCUGUGUCAAGGACUUGAAAGCUCAUUACCGGGUUGCUUGGGAGUUACAGAGCAUCAACACCCGAAUUCGAGAUAUUUUUGCAGUUUACAAAAGACUUCUUCCGAAGCUUAAUGCUGUGAAAGGUUCAAUAUUUACCAAUCCAGGUGACACAUGGCAUGACCGACGAGAGGAUGCUCUUCUUUUAGAAAACACUGAUGUUGUGGGCAUACACAAGCGUAAAAAGAAACUUGUCAGGAUGCUGGUCGGGGGUGGCUCUGGACUUGAAGUAGUUUCAGUCACUGGCAUGGGAGGUAUGGGCAAAACCACCUUGGUGAAGAAAGUCUACGAUGAUGAUGAAGUGAAGAAACAUUUCAAGCCCCGUGCUUGGAUCACGGUUUCUCAAUCUUUUCGGGUAGAGGAUCUCCUUAAAGACAUCAUUCAUAAACUCUUUGAUGCAAUCAGGAGGCCAGUUCCAGAAGGUGUGCACGACAAGAAUAGCAAUGAACUGAAAGCAAUAAUUAAGAACUUUCUGCAGAAAAGGAGGUACCUGAUUGUUCUUGAUGAUGUAUGGCACGCUGACAAAUGGGAAACUGUCAAAUAUGCUCUGCCCAAAGGGAAGUUUGGCAGCAGAAUCAUGCUCACUACGCGUAAUGUUGUAUUCACCACUUGCUCGGAAUCCAAAAGCAAGGUCUAUCACUUGAAGCCCUUGCCUGCUGACGAGUCCCGGAAGCUGUUCAUUAAGAAGGCAUUUCUGGGGAAGCCAUGUCCUCCUUAUUUGCUGGAAAGAUGUGAAUGUAUCGUGAAAAGGUGUGAGGGUUUGCCCCUUGCAAUUGUGGCAAUAAGCGGUGUACUGGCUACAAAAGACAAGCGCAGGAUAGAUGAAUGGGAUUUCAUUUGCCGCAGUCUUGGAGCUGAACUUCAUGGCAAUAACAAACUUGAAGAUUUAAAGAAAGUACUUUCUCUGAGUUUUAAUGAUUUGCCCUAUUAUCUCAAGGCUUGCUUCUUAUACUUGAGCCUCUUUCCCGAGGGUCAUCUGAUUCGGCGUAUGAAACUGAUUCGCUUAUGGAUAGCGGAAGGAUUUGUUGAAGCUAGAGAAGGAAGAACUUUGGAGGAAGUAGCUGAGGGCUUCCUUAAGGAGCUCUUGAACAGAAAUUUGAUCCUGGUGGGAGACACCACAAGUGAUGGGAGGGUCAAAACUUAUCGGCUUCAUGGUCUUUUGCGGGAGAUUAUUAUUUCGAAGUCGAGGGAUCAAAACUUUGCAGCCAUAAUCAAAGACCAGAACACAAUAUGGCCUGAUAGAGUUCGUCGUCUGUCAAUACAUAAUGCAUUGGAAACUGUACAAGAAAAAAGGUCAGUUCCUCAACUUCGUUCCUUAUUUAUCUUUGGGGAGGUUACUAGGUCAUCCAUGAGAAAGUGUUUUUCCACUGGGUUUAGGCUGCUUGGGGUUUUAGAUUUGGAAGCUGCACCUCUAAAGACAUUUCCGAACCAAAUCCUGGACCUGUUUUAUUUAAAGUAUCUAAGCUUGAGGAAAACCCAGGUUAAAUCCAUUCCAAGAAGCAUAGGGAAUCUUAGUAACCUGGAGACGUUGGAUCUUAAAAAGACCAAUGUCACUGAAUUGCCUCUUGAGAUACUGAAGCUCCAAAAACUUCGCCAUCUCCUGGUUUAUCGUCUUAAGAUUGAAUCUUAUGCACACUUCUAUUCCAAGUUUGGCUUCUCGGCGCUUUCAAACAUAGGAGAAUUGCAGUCCCUGCAAAAGCUCUGCUUUAUUGAGGCAAAUUACCAGGGUUGUGGGAUGACAAUGAGGGAGUUAGGUAAGCUUAAGCAAUUGAGGAGGCUUGGAAUUAUGAAAUUGAGAAAACAAGAUGGAUUGGCUUUGUGCUUAUCAAUUGAAAGUUUAACCAAGCUGCGUGCGCUUUCUGUAACUUCAACGGGAGAGAGUGAGGUUAUUGAUCUCCAUCACAUUUCUUCCCCUCCUCAGUUCCUCGAACGCCUAUACCUGAUAGGACGAUUGGAAGAAAUGCCGAACUGGAUACCUUCACUUAACAGUUUGGCCAGACUGUUUUUGAAAUGGAGUCAGUUGAAAGAUGAUCCACUCGUACAUCUUCAAGACUUGCCCAACCUUAUUCAUCUUGAAUUGCUCCAUGCUUGUGAUAGUGACAUGUUAUCCUUCAAUGGAAGGGGAUUCAAAAAGCUCAAGGUCUUGGGUCUCGACAAAUUUGACAAGCUCCAAUGCGUGAAGGUGGAGGAGGGAGCAAUGCCAUGCCUUGAGAAGCUAACCAUCCAACGUUGUAAGUCGAUGAAGAGGGUACCCUCGGGAGUGAAGCACCUUACCAAGCUGAAGUUACUUGAAUUCUUUGAAAUGCCGAAUGAAUUAAUCUUGAAACUGCGACCAGAUGGAGAAGGCGAAGAUUAUGAGGAAGUUCAACAUAUCCCAGAUGUUUAUUCAGCCUAUUGGAGAGAUGGGGGCUGGGAUGUGUAUUCAAUAGAGAGCUUCGGGGAGAUAGAAAAUGCUCCAUCAUCUGUAGCUGGAACUGUCCGGAUAAGCCAUGAUCAGCUUCGUCCUCUAUGGAAGGUUUAAAUCCGAUCGAUGAUACUUUGUAUUUGUAUAUAUGUGUGUAUAUAUAUAUGUCGUAUGUAAAAUUGUAAAUAGUCAUUGUACGUAAUGUGCAAGCAAGUCACUCAAUGUACAGAUGAAUUACUGUUGCAAAUAUUUGCAACUCAUAUAUGUAACUUACUGAAGAAUAAGGUGCAGUACUUGGGCACCAACAUUUGUACAUAUACAGAAAUGAAUGGAAAAAAACUUUGUGCAUAGGAAAA